This is a messenger RNA of Scleropages formosus (Asian bonytongue), 7780 nucleotides long. RefSeq names its product dedicator of cytokinesis 4b (gene dock4b). Gene Ontology annotation, biological process: small GTPase-mediated signal transduction; cell chemotaxis. The record is from RefSeq and is a predicted model, not a curated record. Lineage: Eukaryota; Metazoa; Chordata; Actinopteri; Osteoglossiformes; Osteoglossidae. The coding region runs from base 136 to 5919 and encodes 1927 amino acids. Gene Ontology annotation, cellular component: cytoplasm; plasma membrane. Gene Ontology annotation, molecular function: guanyl-nucleotide exchange factor activity; small GTPase binding. The transcript has 52 exons.
GCAGCGGCUCGCUGUCAGAACAAUGACUCCCGAGCGGAGGAGAAGGUGCCUGCGCUGAGGAUGCGCUGCCUCCCGCGCGCUCUCUGACAGCAGCCGCUGCUUUCGCGUCCUUCCCUCCACGCGCAAGCCGUAAACAUGUGGAUACCGUCGGAGCACGAGAAAUACGGCGUGGUGCUGGCCAGUUUCCGCGGAAUGGGUCAGCAUGGACUGCCGCUGGAGAUCGGGGACACGGUUCAGAUUCUGGAGAAGUGUGAAGGGUGGUACCGCGGCUUUAUUCUGAAGAACCCAAACGUGAAGGGAAUUUUCCCAUCAAGCUACGUUCACUUGAAAAAUGCUCACAUAAAGAACAAAGGGCAGUUUGAGACCGUGGUCCCUACAGAGGAUUCUGUCAUCACGGAGAUGACGGCGACUUUGCGAGACUGGGGCGCCAUGUGGAAGCAGCUCUACGUGAAAAAUGAGGGUGACCUGUUCCACCGCCUGUGGCACGUGAUGAACGAGGUGCUGGACUUGCGCAGACAGGUGCUGGUGGGGCACCUCACGCAGGAUCGCAUGCGGGACGUCAAGCAGCACAUCACGGCACGUCUUGACUGGGGCAACGAACAACUGGGUUUGGACCUUGUGCCAAGGAAGGAUUUCAGUAUGGUGGACCCAGAUGAGAUCAGCGUCACGGAGUUAUACAAGCUGAUGGAGCACAGGCACCGGAAGAAGGAGAUGCCGGUGCAACCCAACACCCAUCACCUGUUUGUCCAGGUGAAGAGCUUGGUGAGCUCCAACGUGGGUGAGGAGCUGGAGGUCUUCUUCUCCAUCUACGACGGCAGGGAGAGUCGCCCGCUCAGCGAACGCUUCUUUGUGAGACUGAACAAACAAGGAGUUCCCAAGGUGUCUGAAAAACCGGAGAGGCAGUGCACCCUUUUCGUGGAUCUGGGCAGCAGUGACCUAAGAAAGGACGUUUACAUCGUGGUUCACAUUAUAAGAAUAGGGCGCAUGGGGGCAGGGGAGAAGAAGAACGUUUGCAACGUGCAGUACCGGCGACCGUUCGGCUGCGCCGUCAUCAGCGUGGCGGACCUCCUCACGGCCGACUCCAGGGACGACCACCUCCUGAAGGUGUACACGUGUAACGCCGAAAACGAGUGGUUCCAAAUACACGACAACAUCAUCCGGAAAGUGAGCUCCAGGUACAACCUGCUGGGCUCCAGCGCAGGUCUGGCCGUCUCCCUCCAGCUGCUCCACGGGGACAUGGAGCUCAUCCGACGGGAGUACAUGACUCUCUUCACCCGUGACAUUUCCAUCAGCAAGAAGCUGGGCUUCUCCGAUGUCAUCAUGCCAGGUGAAAUGAGGAAUGACUUGUACAUCACCCUGGAAAAGGGAGAGUUUGAGAAAGGCGGGAAGAGUGUCGCUAGGAACGUGGAGGUUACGGUAUAUGUGCUGGACGUCGACGGGCAUGUGAUCAAGGGUUCGGUUUGGGCGGGGUCCGGCGAGCCGGGCACAGACCCCUUCCACUCCUUUGUGCUUUACCAUAACAACAGCCCCCGAUGGGCGGAACAGAUCAAGCUACCCCUCCCUGUGGACAUGUUCAGGGGGUCCCACGUGCGCUUCGAGUUCCGGCACUGCUCUACGAAAGAGAAAGGGGAGAAGAAGCUCUUUGGAUUUUCCUUCAUCCCCCUGAUGCAGGAAGAUGGGCGGACUUUGCCCGAUGGUACCCAUGAGCUCAUAGUCCAUAAGUGCGAGGAGAACGCCAGCCUGCACGACUGCUCUCGCUACCUCAAACUGCCCUUCUUGAAAGCCAGUCUCCUGGCGAACAGCCAGACUGCCAAAAGCACAAAGGAGUCCUUCUGGAUCACCUCGUUCCUCUGCUCCACCAAGCUGACCCAAAACGGUGACAUGCUCGAUCUUCUCAAAUGGAGGGUCCAUCCCGAGAGAGCUGGGGACAGCCUGUCCAAGCUGAAGGAGAUUGAUGGCUCCGAAAUAGUGAAGUUUUUGCAAGACACGCUGGACACGCUUUUCGGGAUUUUGGAUGAAAACUCUCAGAGAUAUGGGCUGAAGGUGUUUGACUGCCUUGUUCACAUUAUCAACUUGCUGCAGGACAGCAAAUUCCAGCAUUUCAAACCGGUGAUGGACACCUACAUCGAAAGUCACUUUGCGGGAGCGCUGUCCUACAGGGAUUUGAUCAAGGUGCUGAAGUGGUACAUCGACCGCAUCGUCGACGCUGAGCACCAGCAGCACAUCCAGGAAGUCCUCAAGGCCUCGGAAUACAUCUUUAAGUAUAUAAUCCAGUCGCGGCGGCUGUUUGCCCUGGCAACAGGGGGCCAGAACGAGGAAGAGUUCCGCUGCUGCGUCCGUGAGCUCUUCAUGUCAUUACGCUUCUUCCUUUCCCAAGAGAGCAAAGGCACCAGUCCCAUCGCCCAGACACAGGCGGUGUUCCUGAAGAGCUUCCCCACGGUCUACUCCGAGCUGCUGAAGAUCUUCACCGUGCGGGAGGUGGCCAGCUUUGUGCGUGACACCCUGGGCAGCCUGGCGGUUGGCAUGCAAGCGGACUGCCCCCUGGAGGCAAUCAAGCUGCAGUGCAUUGCCAAGACGGUGGAGAGCCAGCUGUACACUAACCCUGAGUCGAGGAGCAUCCUGCUUCCUGUGGUCCUGCACCACCUCCAGACCCACCUGCAGGAACAGAGGGACCUGGUGAUGUGCGCCCGGGUGCUUACCAGCAUCCUGUCCCUCCUCAACAAGGACGAUAUGGACCAAUCAGCCAGCGAGGAGGUGUCUGUAAUCGUGCGAAGUCUGCUGACCGUUCUCCUCAGGACCAUCCUCGAGGUGACCAACCGUCCACAGCCUGCAGGAACAUCUAUGCGCCUGCAGUUCCAGGAUGUCACGGGAGAGUUUGUGGCGUGCUUGCUGGCCAUGCUCCGGCAGAUGACGGACAAACACUACCAGCAGCUGCUGGAGGCCUUCCCCACUAAGGAUGACCUGAAGGAUUUCCUGCUGCAGAUAUUCACAGUCUUUCGGAUUCUGAUCAGGCCAGAGAUGUUCCCCAAAGACUGGACCGUUAUGCGGCUCGUCACCAACAACGUCAUCAUUACAACUGUGCUGUACCUGUCUGAUGCCCUGAGAAAGAACUUCCUCAGUGACAACUUUGACUACAAGGUGUGGGACUCGUACUUCUACCUUUCAGUGAUCUUCAUCAACCAGCCGUGUCUCCAGCUGGAGACCUUUGCCCCGUCGAAAAGGAAGAAAGUGCUGGAGAAGUAUGGUGACAUGAGAGUAAUGAUGGGGUGCGAGAUCUUCAGCAUGUGGCAGAAUUUGGGACAGCACAAGCUGAACUUCAUCCCGGCCAUGAUCGGCCCCUUUCUGGAGGUCACCCUCGUUCCCCAGCCGGACCUCCGCAACGUCAUGAUCCCCAUCUUUCACGACAUGAUGGACUGGGAGCAGAGGCGAAGCGGCAACUUCAAACAGGUGGAGGCCAAGCUCAUCGACAAGCUCGACGGCCUCAUGUCGGAGGGCAAGGGGGACGAGACGUACCGCGAGCUCUUCAACAGCAUAAUUCCCCUGUUUGGACCGUACCCGAGCCUGCUGAAGAAGAUCGAGCGGGAGACGUGGAGGGAAAGCGGCGUGUCUGUUAUUGCCACGGUCACGCGCCUCAUGGAAAGACUGCUGGACUACAGGGACUGCAUGAAGGUGGGCGAGGUGGACGGGAAGAAGAUAGGCUGCACCGUGAGCCUGCUGAACUUCUAUAAAACGGAGCUGAACAAGGAGGAGAUGUACAUCCGCUACAUCCACAAGCUGUAUGACCUUCACCUGAAAGCGCAGAACUACACAGAGGCUGCCUACACGCUGCUGCUGUACGACGAGCUGCUGGAGUGGUCCGAGCGGCCGCUCCGCGAGUUCCUCAGCUACCCCAUGCAGAGCGAGUGGCAGCGCAAGGAGUACCUGCACCUCACCAUCAUUCAGAACUUUGACCGUGGGAAGUGCUGGGAGAACGGCAUCAUUCUGUGCAGAGAGCUGGCAGACCAAUACGAGGCCUACUACGACUACAGGAACCUGAGCAAGAUGAGAAUGACGGAGGCUUCGCUCUACGACAAAAUCAUGGAGCAGCAGCGUUUGGAGCCCGAGUUCUUCAGGGUCGGCUUCUACGGCAAGAAGUUCCCCUUCUUCCUGAGAAACAAGGAGUUUGUGUGCCGCGGCCACGACUACGAGCGGUUAGAGGCCUUCCAGCAGCGCAUGCUGAACGAGUUUCCGCACGCCAUCGCCAUGCAGCACGUCAACCUCCCCGACGAGACCAUCUCCCAGGCGGAGGCCCAGUACUUGCAGAUCUACGCCGUGAGCCCGGUCCCCGAGGCUCAGGAUGUGCUGCAGAGGGACGGGGUGCCCGACAGCAUCAAGAGCUUCUACAAGGUCAACCACAUCUGGAGGUUCCGUUACGACCGGCCCUUCCACAAGGGCACCAAGGACAAGGAGAACGAGUUCAAGAGCCUGUGGGUGGAGCGGACCACGCUGACGCUGGUACAAAGUCUGCCAGGCAUUUCCCGCUGGUUUGAAGUGGAGAAACGCGAAGUUAUGGAGGUGAGCCCUCUGGAGAACGCCAUCGAGGUUCUGGAGAACAAAAACCUGCAGCUGCGCAGCCUGAUCGCGCAGUGCCAGGCCCGGCAAAUGCACAACAUCAACCCCCUCACCAUGUGCCUGAAUGGAGUCAUCGAUGCUGCUGUCAACGGGGGGCUUGCCCGCUACCAGGAGGCCUUCUUCGCAAAGGAAUACGUGGCUAGUCACCCCGAGGACUGCGACAAGAUCGGCCGACUGCGGGAGCUCAUGUUUGAGCAGGCCCAUAUCCUGGAAUUCGGCCUGGCCGUUCACGAGAAGUUUGUGCCGCAAGACAUGCGGCCGUUGCAUAAGAAGCUGGUGGAUCAGUUUCAUCUGAUGAAGUCAAGUCUGGGGAUACAAGAGUGCCCGGCCUACAUGCCCUUUGCCAACGGAAGCCCACGGACCUGCAGGAACUCGGUGCCCAACCUCAUCAGCCCCGAUGGUGUGCGGGUGGUGGCGAGACGCAGUCCGCUCAGUUACCCGGCCAUCAACCGGUACUCGUCCUCCUCGCUGUCAUCCCAAGCCUCCAACGAAGUGAGCAACAUCACGGGCCAGUCGGAGAGCUCGGACGAGGUCUUCAACAUGCAGCCGAGCCCGUCUACCUCAAGCCUCAGCUCCAAUCAUUCUGCCUCUCCCAAUGUGACCAGCUCUGCCCCAUCCAGCGCCAGAGGUUCGCCUCUGCUGUCUGACAAACACAAGCAUUCGAGGGAGAACGCCUGCCUCUCGCCCCGGGACAGACCCUGCAGCGCCAUGUACCCCAACCCCCUGGACCCUGCACAGCAGGUGCUCCCGCGUCCCGUGGGGGAGACGGCAUUGCCACGGAGUGACCCCAAUCUCUCGGCGCCAGAGAAAGGUUCUCCAGCCAGGAACCUGAGGUCACUCUCCCCAGUGCCCACGCCUAGGUCUCCCCAAAAGAGCUCUGUGCCCCCCUUCACGCCCUCCCCAACUGAGUGCCAGUCAGGUGGGCUGGUGUCCAACUCUCCAGUUCUGUCGGGCAGCUACAGCAGCGGCAUCUCAUCGCUCAGCCGCUGUAGCGUGUCGGACGCCUCAGGCCUGGAAGCCCCUCCCCCCGGCGACCCGACCGCACUCACCAGCUCUGUGUCCAGCGGCUCGGACGAACUCCUGCGCAGGGAGAACAAGACCCCGCCGCCCUACAGCGUGUACGAGCGCACCAACCCGCGUCGCCUCGUCCCCCUGCCCCACAGCCUGUCCAUCCCCCCCGGCACAGACCCCCCUGCCCUCCCACCCAAACCCAGCCAGCUACGUGCUGGCAGGCUGGACUCGGAGCCCCGGCGAGGCGAGCAGGCCCCCCGGCCCAGACCUCUGCCGAGGAAAGUGUCGCAGCUAUAGCGCCGCCUGCUGACCACCCUGGCACGUUUUGCACUCAAAACUUUCUGGUUUGGUGAUUCCAAGUUUGUAAAGAUACAAAGGAAAGAGAUUUUAAAAUCUGAAUUUUUUUUUUUUUUUUUUUUUUUUUUUUUUUAAAGCCGUCGUUCAGUUCACUACUUUAGCCUCCACCUUUCGGUCUUGCUGGGUCCACGUCAGAAAACGCUCAAGGCUCUGUAAAUAUACUCGACGUAUUUCCGUUAACGUAACGAUCACCAACGCGUGUAAAUAUCGAAUUGAAAUCGCAUUUGUUUGCCUUAAAAAUGAAACCUACAAUCUCCACGUUGGAACUAGUCUUUACUGUCAGUAGAUGGUAAAAAGGUGCUCAGUGUUUCCUGCCUGUUUUCUAAGUACAGCUCAGUACCUAACCCUUCCCUGCCUCAAGUUUAGAUGUAUGAAAUCUGCAGGGGUUUCCAAAGUACUGUGCCAAAGGAACAUGAAUAGUGUGUGUGUAUUCCAAUCUGGCGUGCUCUCUCUCUCUCUCUCUCUCUCUCUCUCUCUCUCACACACUCACACUCACACACACACACACACACACUUACUUUUGUAUAGCUUAACUAUUCCAUGACGUAUGAACGCCCUACAAGGUGUACAAGGCACAGCUGAAUUUUUCCACUUAGAGUACAGGGAGUUUGCUUGCAUGGGGCCUGUACAGAGCAAUAGAAGCACAGUAGUUUUGGGGGGUGGGGUCAUAAAUAGGCAAAGCACAAAGUGCAAGAACGCUUCAACGGGACUGAAAACGAAUCAUCUGCUCAUGGGGUGAUCCGUUUCUGACCAGCGAGGGCAUUAGCACAUGUGCUGCGUGAGGAUGCAUCCAGUACGUGUCAUAAAUCUUAUUUAUUGUGAUGUCAGUGUAGCCUGGCAAAGCCCUGCACUCCGGAGGGCCCCUGUUCCGAUAGCCACGGAAUUCCGUUCGUUCAACCUGCAAAGCGGUGUUUCCCGUGAAGAAACGUUUAGUUACGUGUUUGUACGGCCGAACAUUUUUUUAGACCGUUUUUCUAAAGAGUUUCGCAUAGAGAAGUGAUCUCUGACUUGGUGUUCUUUAAACGGUGUCAGUUUUAUAGUCCCCAUGGAGCUCCGGGCCCGUGGUUCAAAAAUAUUUUUAUUCUAAAAAAAAAAAAAAAUUGUUUUGUAAGACAUUUGUGGACAAUAUUGAUAGAUUCAUUGACAUUUUUCUUCCCCCCCCUCCGAAAUUAACCACGAUGUUGAUUUUGUUUCACUUUUUAUAUUCUUUGUGAAUUUGGGAUUUAAAUAUUUCCAUGAAUAUGUAUUUGUGAAAAUGUAAAUUACAACAUGAGAUUGCUAUGAGUAUGCUAAAAUAUCUUGUUGAAUACAAAUAUUGUACAUAGCGCAUUUUUAACAGUGUAGCCAUAUGAAUUUACGGCUUUGAAUGUUGCAAGGAAAAACGUAAAAUAAAUGUUUAAUAUCUAUGUUUCAGUGACUGUAGAUAAGGAAAAGUGAUGCAGAAUCAGAUCAAAUUCAUGUGCUUAAAUACAAACCCAACCGAAUAAAAACAUUUUAAAACAUUUUUGAAUAAACUUAACUUUAGAUGUAUUCUUUGUCAGUAAGUUAAGAUGAAAUUUUAUUUUAUCAUAUUUUAUGGCACUUUAUUCAAGAUGUAGAGAAUGUGCUUGUUUUUCUCGGUUGCUAUAUGGACGGAUUACACUAAAUGCAGUUUGUGAGUCAUUUUACACAGAACUUUUUGAAAUUGUAACAUAAGUACAAAUAUACAAAUGUAUUCAUUUUCCAUGUCCUUGAUGCAAUGUUUUUUGCAAGGCUGCAUAACUGGGCUUAAGUUAUUCUAACAAUCAAAUCACAAAUAAAA